This is a messenger RNA of Zea mays, 2992 nucleotides long. RefSeq lists its product as uncharacterized. The transcript has 9 exons. The coding region runs from base 391 to 2361 and encodes 656 amino acids. NCBI's taxonomy places the organism in Eukaryota, Viridiplantae, Streptophyta, Magnoliopsida, Poales, Poaceae. Gene Ontology annotation, molecular function: polygalacturonate 4-alpha-galacturonosyltransferase activity. The record is from RefSeq and is a predicted model, not a curated record.
AUAAAGACGCGUCCAAAGCAAAACUGCAAAAGCAGAGGCGGGUCCGGGACGGUCGGCCCGCGGGCUCCAUCCAUUGAUGCCGCUCCUCCCCACGGCUCCUUCCUGCAGCCUCCUCCUUCCUCCCUCGCCACUCUCCCCUCCACCGCUGCCUGGUGUGUAGCGUAGCGUAGAGGCGCGGCGCGGCGCGGCUGACUGGUUGGUUCCAGUUGUUCUAGACAACGCUGGCUUAACCGCGCGAGGCCCGAGGAAAGUUAGCUUGUUUCUUGCAGCUGAAUGCGGGAAGCAAGCAACUGCAUUUUACUAACCUCACCACACCAGACCCACCACUGACUUCCCGGCCUCCGGCUCUGGAGCAGAGCAGGUGGCAGCACUAGCACGGCCACGUGCGGCAUGAAGGGGCACCAGCACCAGCAGCAGUCGUCGUCUCCGCUGCUGCCGAUGCCGCCGCCCAGCAAGCGCCGCUGUAGCGCGCUGGCGGCGGCCGUGCCGGCGCUCGUCGUCUGCUCCACGCUGCUCCCGCUCGUCUACCUCCUCGCCCUGCACCGCCCCGCCGGGUAUGGAUCGGACGACCGCGCCGCGGUGGUCAUCAGCACCGAGCUCGCCGGCCUCGGGGCGCGUGGCAGCCGGCAUCUGGAGAACGGGGGCGCCAUGAAGCACAAGCUGCUCAAGGAUGUUUCCAAAAAGGUGUCUGGAUCUGAUGGGGUUUCCGCUGAGAGAUCUACUAGAUCGAGGUUUAGCCAGGAUCAUGCUGCCAAAUCAAAAGCAAAGCUCAAGGGCGCUUUCUCUUUACUUGGACUGAACAAUGAUACCUUCAAAGGUAAAGGACCUCGUACCUCCAAAAGGUUUCAGUUGAAGGACCUGUCCUGGAGAUCAAAGGAUACUACUGUCAAUGGGAAAGAGAACCAUGAUCAAGAGACAGUGCAUGAGGAGAAUACCAAGUCCUGUGAACAUGAAUAUGGGAGUUACUGCCUCUGGUCUACUGAACACAGGGAAGUAAUGAAGGAUGCCAUUGUCAAGAAGCUUAAAGAUCAACUUUUUAUGGCAAGAGCUCAUUAUCCUAGCAUUGCAAAAUUGAAGCAACAUGAAGCAUUUACACGUGAACUGAAGCAAAACAUCCAAGAACAUGAACGCAUGCUGAGUGACACCAUCACAGAUGCUGAUCUUCCACCAUUUUUUGCAAAGAAGCUGGAGAAGAUGGAGCACACAAUUGUGAGAGCCAAGUCUAGUGAAGUAGGAUGCUCCAAUGUUGAACGGAAACUUAGGCAGCUACUUGAUAUAACUGAAGAUGAAGCUUAUUUCCAUACAAGGCAGAGUGCAUUUCUAUAUCAUCUUGGAGUGCAGACUAUGCCGAAAACUCACCAUUGCUUGAACAUGAGAUUGACAGUAGAAUAUUUCAAGUCUGGAUCAAAUCAUGUGGAUCAGUUAAAUGACCAGAAGCUUGAAAGUCCUGCCUUACAUCACUAUGUAAUGUUUUCCAGGAAUGUACUUGCAGCUUCCACCACUAUCAAUUCAACGGUUAUGAACUCCCAGGAUUCGGACCACAUCGUUUUCCAUGUAUUCACUGAUGCACAAAACUUUUAUGCGAUGAAGUAUUGGUUCGAUAAAAAUUCAUACUUGGAGUCGACUGUACGCGUAACUAACAUUGAGGACAACCAGAAGCUCUCUAAGGAUGUAGAUUCCCUUGAGAUGCAACAAUUAUGGCCUACAGAGGAAUAUCGUGUCACGAUUCGUAAUCAUUCUGAACCUUUCCAGAGGCAGAUGAAAACUAAGUACAUAUCUAUCUUCGGCCUUUCACAUUUCCUCUUGCCUGACCUUCUUCCUGGCUUGAAUAGAGUAGUUGUUCUGGAUGAUGAUUUGAUUGUCCAGAAGGACUUGUCACCUCUAUGGAACCUCGAUAUGGGUGGUAAAGUGAUUGGAGCAGUCCAGUUCUGUGGAGUGAGAUUAGGGCAGCUGAAACCUUAUAUAGCAGACCAUAACGUCGAUGAUGAUUCAUGUGUGUGGUUGUCGGGCCUGAAUGUCAUUGAAUUGGAUAAAUGGAGGGACACCGGCAUUACCAGUUUGCAUGAUCAAUCAGUCCAGAAGUUGCGAAAGGACAGCCUGAAAUCACAGCGACUGCAAGCACUCCCUGCAGGUCUACUUGCCUUUCAAGACCUGAUAUAUCCUUUGGAAGAUUCAUGGGUUGAGUCAGGCCUUGGACAUGAUUAUGGAAUCAGCCAUGUCGAUAUAGAGAAGGCUGCUACUCUGCACUACAAUGGUGUGAUGAAACCUUGGCUUGACUUGGGGAUACUUGAUUACAAGAACUACUGGAGGAAGUACAUGACCAGUGGAGAGAAGUUCAUGACGGAAUGCAACAUUCACUAAUUAACAGGGCAUGAAAUGCACCAAACACUCAUUUUUUCGGGCAUUUGGACAACAGACUUCAUGGGCUUUGUUCAUCAUGAAAAUAAACAGAAUCACGCCUGACCUGCAACAUCCAUGAUGACACAAAUUCACCCCUGACGUGACGAGGGAGUGCUCAGUCCAAUUCCAAGAGGAGAAUAAGAUGAAAUGCUUUCUGCGGAACGUUGCCAUAACAGCAUCCACGAUGUCUGAAGGACGCUAGCACGAAACCUGAGUUAUGUUGCAGAGUACCAAGAUAUAACGUAGAAUAUUUCACACUGUUCAUUAUGGUUUGAUGAGUUUUUUUCCCUAUAUUCAGCUUGGCAUUGCAAAAGUGCAGUUCCUUGCUGUUCAUUUUUAGUAUAAGAUCUUUGGUGCUAUUCUUUUUGCUCAUUGUGCAAGAGCAAUACUGAGGGAGUUCAAUGUUGACGGCGGCACAUCGUGUAUAGGAAACAGCAAACCAUGACUGAAUUAGCGAGUAUUUCCUUGUACUCUUUGCAGCAAGUCGUGUGUUUGUUAUCGUCAGAUGUUGAUGUCCCAUUGACGACAUACCAAAUGGUGGUUUGUUCCGCUCAAUGGCAGUCUCUCUCAAUCUAUCUGAUUUGUUGGGAUC